Messenger RNA from Myripristis murdjan (pinecone soldierfish), 1890 nucleotides. RefSeq names its product dnaJ homolog subfamily B member 9-like. Gene Ontology annotation, biological process: ERAD pathway. Lineage: Eukaryota; Metazoa; Chordata; Actinopteri; Holocentriformes; Holocentridae. Bases 173 to 904 code for a protein of 243 amino acids. The record is from RefSeq and is a predicted model, not a curated record. Gene Ontology annotation, cellular component: endoplasmic reticulum. The transcript has 3 exons. Gene Ontology annotation, molecular function: protein-folding chaperone binding; misfolded protein binding.
GGCUCGUCAACAUUUGUUAGCUUUCGUUUCCGACUAUCAGCUGGAGCAGCCUGCCAGAGGAGGAGUCCCCCGGAGUUUGUCAGGACCGCUGCAGUUUCACAGUGUGUGAACCGAGCUGUCAAACUGCUCUCUCCUCACAGCGCAAAGGGGUGAGGGUGCAAAACCCGCAGACAUGGCCACAGCCCAGUCCGUGUUGCUGCUAGCGGUGCACAUUAUGCUGAUCACAGAGUUCAUCCUGGCGAAGAGAGACUACUACGAGAUCCUGGGGGUGCCCAAAGAUGCCUCUGAGCGCCAGAUCAAGAAGGCUUUCCACAAACUGGCUCUGAAGUACCAUCCUGACAGGAACAAGAGCCCCAAUGCUGAAUCCAAAUUCAGAGAGAUAGCAGAGGCAUAUGAGACACUGUCAGAUGACAAGAGGAGGCGAGAAUAUGACCAGUUUGGACACGGUCCCUCACCAGGGGAGGGGUAUGGAGGAGGAGGAGGAGGAGGAGGGGGAGGUGGUGGUAGCGGCAGAACUGGCUACAACUUCAACCAGCACUUCCAGUCCUUCAACUUCAACUUUGAUGACAUGUUCAGAGACUUUGACCCAUUUGGUCACCAGCAACCACACCAGCACCACCACUUCCACUCCCACCACCACUCCCAGGCCCACCAAAAGAGACACUUUGACAGCCACUUCCAGGCCCACCGGGAGGCCACAAACAGGCACAGGAGGCAGUUCCAGCAGGGGGGUUUCGGCGGAGGACUUUUUGACGACGUGUUCGAGGACUUGGAGAAGAUGUUCUCCUUCAACACACACAGUUCCAGGACUGGUCACGAAUUCCACGGCUCGGGAAAGCAGCACUGCAGGACAGUGACUCAGCGCAGAGGGAACAUGGUGACCACCUUCACUGACUGCUCCUGAAACUGAACACUGAAACUAAAAUGCCACGUGAAAGGCAGUCACCUCACCUGGGACAUCGCAGGGUUUAAGCUUUUAGUUGUGGUUUUUGAACUGAAUGCUAAUUUAUCACUUGGUGAGAAAAGAACACGACUUAGUGUGUAUUUUUUUUGUAAUGUUGUAUAUGUACUUGCCUCCAGGAACAACCAUCUGAAUUGGGUGACAGUAGCUGCUUCCAAGCAAUAACUCAUACACAUUGCAGCUCAUAGAAUACAAAUAGGUCUUUGGUUAAUUGUGGCAGCCUUUUCUGAUUUGAUAAUCCACCAUUCUCAUGGCCUAAUUUUCAACAGUAGUUUAAGAUUAAAGAGGAAUUUCGGUUUUCUUUCAAGAGCAGGGAAACAAUAACAUUUAUUGAAUAUUGUAGAACAUUCAUUCUGCGACUGUUCAGGCCAUACUUUUGCUUUUUUUGUGCUCUCCAUAACAAGCAUAUGAACUUGUUGAAUGGUGAUGUCAAACCAAAACACAGUACUAAGACAACUGCUUGGUAAAAGUUUUGUAAUUUUGUACCUGAGAAGUUUAUACCCCGAUUUUUUUUUUUUCUGUUCUUGGUGUUCAUUAAUUACUCUAGAUAUCGGUGAAUAUGUCACAAUAUAAAAUAACCUUUAACCAUUGCUCAUUUGGAUUGAGAGCACUUGAGUUGGAUUUUGCUGUGGCAAGUGAGGCUCAUAGCCCCUAUAACCCAUUUAGGUUCUCCAUCAACUGUUACCUCGUUUUAGUUUCUUCCUGCAGAGUUGCAUCUACCUUUUUACGAUGUGCAAUAUUUGGCACUUUUGCUCUUCAUGUUGCCUAUCCUUUGGAGACAGUGCUGUAUAAAUGUCAUUAUCUGUCUGCACUUUUUGUGUGUGUGGGUGUGUGCAUGUGCGGGCGUGUAUAUGUCGAGAGCUUGCUCGCUGAAUGUUGAUUGGUUGCACAGUGUUUGGUGAUUAAAUAAAUACUGUCUAGAGUAAACA